Spodoptera exigua (beet armyworm) is the source of this 1071-nucleotide messenger RNA. The record is from the annotation of a GenBank genome assembly. Lineage: Eukaryota; Metazoa; Arthropoda; Insecta; Lepidoptera; Noctuidae.
AUGCUUCGGCACGAAAAGGUCGGUUUUUUUUCUGAGGCGAAAGUAGCUCGACCAGAACAAGACCCGAGUAAAGAGCCAAUAGACCAUCACAGACGGGGCCCUGAUGUUCAGCCGGGGUUGCGGGCAUUCCUGUGCGUGGCCCGGUGCAACCCCUUGGGUUUGGGCAGCACCACCGUUUGCGAGUCCGGACCCAACUUCUUACCUGGACUGGGCGCGACAGUCUGUGAAUCUGGACCUCUAGGGUUAGGUGGCCUCGGAUAUCUUGGCGGACUCGGAGGAUUAGGGGGUAUUGGCCUCGCAGGCUUAGGCCUCGGCGGAUUAGGCUCAGCCACAGUUUGCGAGUCUGUACCAGCUUACGGCUGGGGUGGACUCGGAUUGGGCGGACUUGGGCUUGGAGGAAUCGGCCUUGGUGGCUUAGGAGCAACCACUGUCUGCGAAUCUGCCCCUAACCUAGGAUAUGGCGGCCUUGGGUAUGGGCUUGGUCCUUUAGGCGGUGCAACUGUGUGCGAAUCUGUCGGACCUGGCUACGGUUUGGGGGGAAUUGGCUUAGGCGGUUUAGGGCCUUACGGUCUUGGCCUCGGUGGCUUAGGGGGUCUCGGACUUGGCGGCCUAGGCACAACUGUCUGUGAAUCAAUCCCUAAUGUUGGUCUCGGAGGUUUGGGAUACUUAGGCGGUUUAGGAGGUCUGGGGCUAGGAGGCGCUACGACCGUUUGUGAGUCCGCACCAAACCUAGGUUGGGGUCUUGGCGGACUUGGGCUCGGUGGACUUGGUCCUCUUGGCCUUGGAGGCCUUGGCUUAGGAGGUUUAGGCAGUGCUACGGUCUGUGAAUCUGUGCCUAACUAUGGCGGAUGGGGUCUUGCUGGAUUAGGAUAUGGGGGUUUGGGAGGAGUAGGCGCCUUGCCUCUGGGACUUGGCCUCGGAGGCCUUGGUGGUUACCCCCUAGGCUUAGGUCUUGGCGGUUUAGCGGGAAUCGGGGGCGCAACCACAGUUUGCGAGUCCAGUCCUAAUUUGGGCCUAGGCCUUGGUUUAGGUUACCCCGGACUUGGGGUACUUGGCCGCCCUUUUUUAUAA